AUGGGCAAAGAACUCAGUUAUGCGAAGCAAAAGAUUGAGGCAAUUGACGAAGAGAACUUGACCUACAGCUUCAGCUUGAUUGAAGCCAAUGUUUGGAAGGAUGCAGUAGAAAAGGUGACUUAUGAGCACAAGUUCGUGCCAACUCCUGAGGGAGGUUCCAUUUGCAAGAGAACCAGCACAUAUUACAUCAAGGGUGAUGCUGAGAUCAACAAAGAUCAAAUCAAGGAUGUGUAUGGCAAAAAGACAGGAGGCUUGUUCAAGGCUGUUGAAGCCUACUUCUUAGCCAAUCCAGAUGCCUAAAUACGAUUCCCAUGUUUCAUUUUCUUUUUAGUGUGGCCUUUUCUUGGUUGUCGUUGGCAGUGCGUUUAUUGCUUUUUCUUCUUCUCCUUGGUAAAUUUUCCAUCCUUGUUACUGGCAAAAAAACUGGAGAGUACUGAAGUAUAUCAAAUAUUACUUUAGUAGUAUUUGAUUUUGUGGUCAUUUGGUUAAUUGUAGUGAAGCAGUUCUAUUCAAUAGUUGAUGUUAUUGUAUUGUUUGCAAAAUACAUAAUAAAAAUCACCAUGUCGUCAAGUGUUUACUUUGAA
Populus euphratica (Euphrates poplar) is the source of this 584-nucleotide messenger RNA. Its product is annotated as major allergen Pru ar 1-like. The record is from RefSeq and is a predicted model, not a curated record. Lineage: Eukaryota; Viridiplantae; Streptophyta; Magnoliopsida; Malpighiales; Salicaceae. Gene Ontology annotation, cellular component: nucleus; cytoplasm. The transcript has 2 exons. Gene Ontology annotation, biological process: defense response; abscisic acid-activated signaling pathway. The coding region runs from base 1 to 300 and encodes 99 amino acids. Gene Ontology annotation, molecular function: abscisic acid binding; signaling receptor activity; protein phosphatase inhibitor activity.